Messenger RNA from Paramecium tetraurelia, 429 nucleotides. RefSeq lists its product as uncharacterized. NCBI's taxonomy places the organism in Eukaryota, Ciliophora, Oligohymenophorea, Peniculida, Parameciidae. The record is from RefSeq and is a predicted model, not a curated record. The transcript is spliced from 2 exons.
AUGAAAUCAAGUUUAAUUAAUUCUUAGUCUUUGCCUUAAUUGUAAUAACGGAUGAUCCAUUCGAAGAUAUUAGAUGAUAAAGUUCCUAAACCUUGUAAAUAUCCUUUAUUUGAGCAGCCUUAGUUUAAAUACAAGUCUGAAAAAAACAACACAAAAUCUCCAUUAAGAUUAAACCCUGCAAUAAAAUCAACUUACUCAAAAUUCAAAGCAUCCAUUGUAAAAAGCUAUAAUAAUUAAUUAUUCGAUUAGUACCAAAUGACAAAGACUUAAAGAAGAAUACAAAAUGAGAUAGAAAUUAAAAAAUAAUGGCGAUAAUAAAAAUAUUUGGAAGAAAAGGCCAAGAUUUAGUAUUUAAAUGUUGAAGAAAAAGAUAUUGAUUUAAAUAAGGAACUGCUGAAUCAAUUAAAACUGAAUUUGUUUUGUGAAUGA